AUGUGUUCCCCCGUAGAAUGGCAGCUUUCAGGUCCCUUCAGGGCCCCAACCCAUUUUGCGACACCAGAUGUUCAGCCCGGUCAUGUCUCUGCCACUCAGGUCUUUAGCGUUGAAGGGUCUCAACAUCAGGUGAGCCUGAAACCUGGCGUGACUGAAGAUGUGACUGCAGAUGGAGCUGUGACGGCAGGUGCUUCUCCCAAGAGUCUAAAGUCGGAAGAGGCAGUCCACUGCAGCACUUGCGGUGCUGCACUGCCAUCCAGGAACAAGCUCUUUGCCCACCUCGCUGCCGCCCAUGGCCUUGAACGUCAGCAAAAAGCGCCGGAGGACGUGCCCGAGGAUCAGUUGCAGCGAGCACUGCAACGUGAGUCCAUAGCUGGACUGAGAUAUGUUAUGGAAACCCGUGGUGAAGGGCGCGCCCCUGUUCGGCUGGACUGGGUUUGCACCGUGCCCCGAGUUCGGCACAGCUUGAUCCUUUGGCUGCGUGCCAAAAUGUUGAAAGGCGAUCUUCCACAGCAUGCGCCCUGGUCAGUGGGCUGGUGGAAAGUGGCCAUCGUGCAAUACUUGCAGUUCAUGGAGGAGAGGCCCAACAUCUUCCAAGUUGGUGCCCAUGGGGGUCCAGAGGCGAAAGAUGGAGAAGUUCGACUGCGGAGGACUCUCGUGGCGCUCAGCCCAUCUGCAUGGGACCAGACGGAGCAGCUUCAAGACGAGAGCCAGGAGCAACUUGCUGGCAGAGUGGUACAACUCCUGCAGGCACUGCAGGCUGAUCCUACAAAGAAGAAGUUCGCCUAUCAAUUGCUCAGCGAGGUGGCCCAAGAUUCGGGUCUACAACGCUUGCUGCAUGGACGUAUUCUUUCAAAAGCCUUGGCUGAUGACCCGAGAUUUGACGUCGUUGAACAUCCCCGGCACGGCAUCAUGAUCCGCCUCGCGGCAACUUGGGAAGUUGCCAAAGAUCCGCUUGGCGAAGAUCGGGCCAAGGGCAAGCAGCCGUUGAUGGAGGUUUCGGUGUUGACUUGUCAGGAUGGUUAUGCAGCCAUUCUGGACAAGCCGGCUGGCACCACUACGGAAGAGUUGAUACGUCAGUUUGAGUUCCAUCUGGGCCCGGAUGUUGGAAAUGGAGAUGGUUUGCAGAGCGUAUCGCGCCUGGAUGCGCCAACCUCCGGCGCGUUGGUUGUGCCUUUGUCCCAGGCAGCUGCGGAGGAGUUGAAAGGUCGCUUCGCAACCCGCUCUGUCACGAAAGCCUACCUCGCGCUGGUGCUGGGAAGUGUUCCUGAGCAGGGUGAAGUCAAUGCCAAAUUGCGGAGUUUCCAAACGGUGGAUCGCUACCGAGCCGUUGUGCACCCCUAUGGAAAGGAGGCCGUGACCCUCUUCCAAAGACUGGCAGUGCUGCCCUGUGAUGAGCAUUGUGAGUCUUACUCCCUGGUGUUGGCGUGGCCGUUGACAGGGCGUAUGCAUCAGAUUCGAGCUCACUUUGCACAUCUGGGUUUUCCCUUGGCAGGGGAUGUGCGCUAUGGACCCCGAAAGGUUCCAACUGCACGGUUGGGAUCCAGGCUUUUUCUACAUGCUGCCUACGUUUCUGUAUCUACUUCACUCACUGCAGUGUCACCGCUGAAAGCUGACCUUUUGGAGCCGUUGAAGGAACUGAUGAUUGAUGCGACUUUGCUAGAGCAGUUGGAGCACACGGAAUUCUACACCGAACGAUUUGGCGAGCUGCAGCUGGCCUCGAAAUCCAUUGCGCCGGGAUCUGACUCAGAGAGUUCAGAAAGCACCGAGAAUCUGGAGAUGCUUCUUUCCAAAGAGAACCGUAGCGAUGUCGACCCGGCUCUUGGUUCGCGCCCGAAGCUGCAAGCACCUCGUGCUCCGCAACCAGAACGACCCCAACGUGUGGAGCAACCAGAGGAAGGUGGAGUAGGUUUCCUUCCCGGCCCUCGGGUGCCAUCUCUGAAGCAACCCCAGCAGCCACCAGGUUGA
Cladocopium goreaui is the source of this 1968-nucleotide messenger RNA. The record is from the annotation of a GenBank genome assembly. Lineage: Eukaryota; Dinophyceae; Suessiales; Symbiodiniaceae.